CCACACAACCAGGCGAUGUCAGCAUCUGACGAGAGCUGAAGUGGUGAAGAUGUGCGAUGCUGGCUGUCUGCCGCCCUCACAUCACGUGACUCAGUCCUCGCAGUCCUCGUUUUGUAUAGUUUUCUAUUUAUUGAUAGGCGCGCUCUGUUUUCUACCACAGAAUCAUGGCAUUUUUCUCUACCUUCAGCCUUCCGUUGCCUGUCACCAUGCUCUGAUACUUCACACACUGAGAAUGAUUACAGACCUGUUUACUAAGCUUCAGGGUGACGUCACAUAAGCCAACUGUCAACAAUGUCUGGUCAUCAGCCGUCUGCUCCACGAAAGGGACAGCGCCCUAAGGGAAGAGGAGGCAAACAACAUUCUACAGGUCGUAGUCGGGUGGAAGUUUACCUACACACCGUGACUGACCAACAGGCUGAGCUACUUGCUGACACAGCGAACACACGUCCCCUGGAAGAGGUGAAGAAGAAGUCAGGAGCUGAUGUAAACUUUGACCCCAACCCCUCACCUGUACCAGGUAUGAAGGUUCUCAUCAUCCGCGGUGAUGCUUCUCAGAUCAAAGCAGCAGUUAGUCUCAUCAAUCAGAAGACUGGCUCAAAGAUUCUGUGGUCCGGCGACAACAGUGACUGUGCCAUGUACAAGUCCUCCACGUGUGAGUGUCAAGACCCUGGGUCAGGCCGUGUGGUGGACAGGACAGUGCUACACUGCUGUCAUCACACUCUUCCCGGAGCAACUUCACCUGCUACACACGGCGCCUCCAAAACUCUUUCUCACCGGACCACCCGGUACAGGUAAAACUGUGGUGCUGCUGAUGAUGGGUAUAAAAUGGCUGCUUGGUGGUCACCCCGUCUACAUUGUCAGUACUUGUUUUGGGAGUCGUGCAGCGAGCAUCAUGCUGUAUCACCUGUUGCUGCAGACAAUAAACACACAACAGUCAGCAGGUGUCUCACCCGGUCAGCCUCACCUCCUGGAGUAUCAUCUUGAUAAAGGUGAAGACGUGGAGGCGGAGAAGGCCAUCAACGACUUGUCACAGGC
Molecule: messenger RNA, 1035 nt
Organism: Pomacea canaliculata
Lineage: Eukaryota; Metazoa; Mollusca; Gastropoda; Architaenioglossa; Ampullariidae
Exons: 5
Coding region: 292-795 (167 amino acids)
Molecular function (GO): RNA binding
Source: RefSeq, a predicted model, not a curated record